Cuscuta epithymum is the source of this 1883-nucleotide messenger RNA. The record is from the annotation of a GenBank genome assembly. Lineage: Eukaryota; Viridiplantae; Streptophyta; Magnoliopsida; Solanales; Convolvulaceae.
UUAAUGUCGUGUUAAAAAAUUACAAGUGUACUACAAAGUAUAAAAAUAUUUUGCACUACUAUUCUACUAAAGAAAACACAAGAUUAGGGGGACCAAAAAAAAUUACAAGACAAAAAUUAAAAAUAGUUAAUUAAAGGUUUUACUUAACUUUUCAGGGAAGCUAAAUUUGCAAAAUAGUUACGUCUUUAUUUUGAUGUUAUGAUUAUUUUUAUAUCACAUUUCACAAAUGCAUAUUUUAUGGAACAUCCCGAACCGUCUCAGUUUUUCUCGGGUUGUCCCGAUCCCGUUUUAAAUAGGACAACAUUGGGAUAAAGAUUUAUAUUGUACCGUACCGAACCGUUGUUAUAAAACCGGGACGGGAUUGAGAUGAGCCAAAUCCCGGACCGUCCCGGAUCGUGCCCACGAAGUAGUCCGUAGUUGGUGACGACAAAAAAGUGAUGUGGUCCGUAGUCCGUACCGCCCGCCGUAGGGGUCCUCCAUCCCACCCCCAGAUGAGGUUUUGCGUCAUAUCACCAGUCCCAUUUCGCCCAGAAACCUCCUUUCUUCGAUUCCUGAUCAGGAAAAAAGAAACAUACGGAGUAUAUACUUCAUUUCCUUCAGUUGGUGACGACAAAAAAGAAUGCAGAAGUCGGAGGACGAUGGUCCACGAACUGAACCAUCUCCUGUAGGCAAGCAUAUAGAUAUAUGAGAUGUGAUGAUUGAUGGGAGAAGUAUGUGGUGUACCGAUUCAACCCAAAGAUUCGACAGAAAGGCCGAGAAGUAAAUUACUCCCUCCUUAUCAGAGCAAACAUGCAUGGCCAUGGCAGAUCAAAAUUCCAACGAAACUCCAAGCACGUGAGCGUAUAAAGACUUUCUUUUUGUACGGUUCCAGAAUCGAUCAACGUCGGAUGAAUAUGGACCAGUUAUGGUCGGUCGAUGUGCUGUCUGAAAAGAUAAGUUUCCUUCUCUCUUCAGCCGUGUGCUGCUUAGUAUGUCUUUCGUCUUCAUCGUGCCUAUUCACUCUUUCGAUUCAUCCAGAUCUCGUAGUGCACUCCAUCGCAGCACUGACAGUAAUCUUAUCCCACUCCGUUUCUGUCACUGAGAUAAUGCAUUGAAAAAACAAAUGGCAGACUCUAUGUCAUCUCUUCAUGGGCAUGUCGCCUCUCUUCUUCGUCAUAUGGACAUAUGGUUGUUUCGCUUGUUAAUGAGCAUGCAUAUAAAUUCAGGAGUGUAGCUCAGAAACAAGCUUUUGUGAUGGAACUAUAUUCACCUGAACUCCGGAUUUUCAAGAAUUUGGUCUCAGGGAAUGUGGCCAGUGUUGCAGAUGUCAUUUCCUAGCUACAUCUACAAAAAUCAUCAGUCUUACGUCACAUGAAAUAUGUGCUUCAGCCUAUACUAGAGAGGAGAAUUCUCGAUCACUCUAUCAUACACAAGGCAAUUGUGGAGUUUCUAAGCAUUGCUAAUCAGUCUUCUGGUGCUGAUGUAAUCCAGCCAUUAUCAAGCGCAGAUCUUGUAUGGAUGAUACACACAGGGGAUGGAUCCAGGAUUGCAAUUCUUUGUGUCAAGCAUGGGAGUGCAAAGGAUAGGAACAAAAUAAUCGAAGGGAUGAAAAGAAAAAUUGAGAAGAUAGCUCGUGAUAAGUUGGGUAGUAUUGAUGGGCAUUUUGAGCUAGUUAUAGUUUGUGAUCUUGGAAGGGAUAUUUUGUUGUUUGUGAAGGUUUUUUUUUUUUUUUUUUUUUUUUUUGCAGCUCAUUAGUUAAGAGCUAACUUUUUGCAUGUAAACUAUCAAUUUAACAUUACAUUAAUGAAGAGUUGAGUUCUAUUUCAGGGUCAUUCACCCUUUUUUUGUGCUUAUGGUGAGGCUGCUUAUAUCAAGACCAACCCUACUAUAAGUGUCUUCAAACC